CCCUGUUGUCGUCUUGGUGUGAGGAGCUGGGGCGUCUCCUCCUCCUCCGUCAUCAGAAGAACAGGCAGAACGAACCUCCCCAGGGGAAGAUCCCCAUGCAGCUCCCCAUGAACUCCAUGAAGCCCUCCCUCUCACACAGUGAUGAGUCUUUUCCCUACGACUCAGUACCAUGGCAACAGAACACCAACCAGCUGCCAGGUUCUCUCUCCGUGGUAACCACCGUCUGGGGUGUCACCAACACCUCGCAGAGUCAGGUGUUGGCGAACCACAUGGCCAACGGCGGUAACCCCAUGAACCCUGGUGGAAGUCAUCCCAUGGGUCAGGGGGGUGUGUCUGGGAACAACCAGGGGAUGAACUCCCCCCAGUACCCGGGACAGCAGCAGCAGUUCCCCAACAAGGGCCAGCAGAACCAGCAGAACCAGAACCAGGCCUACAUGCAGCAGGGCCUGUACGGACGCCAGGGCUACCAUGAGGGAGGAGGUGGCUUUGGGGGGAAUUACCCUGGAGGUCUUAACUCUGGUCCCGGUGGCAUGGGCAUGCCCCCCGACUCCCGCCCCCCUGGUGAAUUCACCCAACCCGCUGCUGCCGCUGCCGCCGCCGCUGUCGCCGCCGCUGCUGCCACGGCGACCGCCACUGCCACGGCAACCGUUGCCGCCAUGCGGCAGGACACACAGAACAAGGACAUGAACCAAUAUGGACCGAUUAGUUCGUCGUUCCAGAUGGGGCCCAACCAGGCGUACCAGAACCAGUUCAUGAACCAGGGGCCAGGGGGGCCCCGAGGCCCUCCAUCCCUCCCAGGGAACAUGGGCCCCGGCCCCGGCCCUGGCAUGAACCUCUCCCACAUGGGAAUGAACCAGCCCCGGGCCCAGGGGAUGGGGCCCUUUGGGAGCCACGGGGGCCAAAGGAUGCUCCAGCAGGGAUACCCGGGACCGAGGCCUCAGGGAAUGGGCAUCCAGGGUAUGAAGAGACCCUAUCCUGGAGAGCCUAACUACGGAGGGCAGCAGUACGGUCCAGGACCAAACAGUCAGGGGUUCCCCCAGCAGCAGAGCCAGUACCCCACCCACACCCCCAACCCCUCCAGGCCACUCCCGUCCCCCAACUACCCAGGCCAGAGGAUGCCUGGUGGGCAGCAGAUCCAGGGCCAGUACCCCCCUCCUGGAGGGGCCAUGGGACAGUACUACAAGCAAGAGCAUUUCAACGGUCAAAGUAACACCUUUUCUGGGAGUGGAUAUCAGUACAGCCAAGGCAAUAUGAACGGGCCUCCUCGACCGGUGGGUAACUACCCUCACUCCCCCGUGCUUGGCAACCCGACUCCGCCCAUGACCCCAGGAAGUAGUAUCCCUCCAUACCUGUCUCCCAAUCAGGACGUCAAGCCCCCCUUCCCUCCAGACAUCAAACCAAAUAUCAUCGCUCUUCCUCCACUUCCAGCCAACCCCAAUGAGGAGCUACGUCUGACCUUCCCGGUGAGGGAUGGAGUGGUUCUAGAGCCCUUCAGACUGGAGCACAACCUGGCCGUCAGCAAUCAUGUCUUCCAUCUCCGACCCUCUGUACACCAGACCCUCAUGUGGCGGUCAGAUCUGGAGCUGCAGUUUAAAUGCUACCAUCACGAGGACCGACAGAUGAACACCAACUGGCCCGCCUCGGUCCAGGUCAGCGUGAACGCCACUCCCCUCACCAUCGAGCGCGGCGACAACAAGACGUCCCACAAGCCCCUGCACCUGAAACACAUCUGCCAACCAGGAAGGAACACCAUCCAGAUCACAGUCACCGCCUGCUGCUGUUCUCACCUGUUUGUACUGCAGCUGGUCCACAGACCCUCUGUACGCUCCGUCCUGCAAGGCUUACUGAAGAAGAGGCUACUGCCAGCAGAGCACUGCAUCACCAAAGUUAAGAGAAACUUCAGCAGCGUAACGGCGUCCUCUGGGAACACCGCUCUGAACGGAGAGGACGGCGUUGAGCAGACGGCCAUCAAGGUCUCCCUCAAAUGUCCAAUCACCUUCCGGCGGAUCCAGCUUCCAGCGAGAGGCCACGACUGCAAACAUGUCCAGUGCUUUGAUUUGGAAUCGUACUUACAAUUGAACUGUGAGCGCGGAACGUGGCGAUGUCCAGUAUGCAAUAAGACAGCGUUAUUAGAGGGACUAGAAGUUGACCAGUACAUGUGGGGGAUCCUGAACGCCAUCCAAAACUCGGAGUUUGAGGAGGUCACCAUGGACCCUUCGUGUAGUUGGAGGCCGGUGGCCAUCAAGUCUGAUAUCCACAUCAAGGAGGACCCAGAUGGACCCAUGGCCAAGAGGUUCAAGACCAUGAGCCCCUCCCAGAUGACCAUGCCCAACGUCAUGGAUAUGAUCGCCCAGCUCGGCCCCGGGCCCUCGCCCUACCCGACCCAACAGGGGGGCAACAACAGGGAAUACAUCAGCCAAGGCAACAGUUACCAGGGCCACGGCGGGGGCUUUGACUUCCCCCAUGGGAACCCCGGUGGUACGACCAUGAACGACUUCCUGCACGGCCCCGCGCUGUCCCACCAGCCAGAGAUGCCCACCAGCCUCGUGGCCCAGGACAAACCCCUCUCACGCGGCAUACCCGACCCAAUAACUCAUCCUGCCAGAACUGACCAGUCCCACGGCCCGUUGCAACAGAGCUUACACGCCCCCUCUCACCCCGGCGGCCACUUGGGACAGCCGUUGCAUCACAGUGGGCCUCCUCAGCCCUCGCGACAACAGGCUCCGCCCCCACAGCAACAGCAUCCCGGCCCUAACGACCGCCUGCAGCAGUGCGACCCCUUCAACCCAUCAGACAGCUUAUUGAGCCAGGGCGGAGGGCAGGCGCUCCCAGAUAUGCCCCAACCUUCCUUGGAUCUCCUUCCAGACCUGGCUAACCCAGAUGACUUGUUGUCUUACCUGGACCCUCCAGACCUCCCGAGCAGUAGCAACGAUGACCUUCUCUCUCUCUUUGAAAACAACUGACUGAUUCUAGAUCAGCUCAUGAACACAAACACUUAUAGGACUGCCUGGAGUUGGCCUAUAACCUCUGACCUGAGAGUGAGACAGUGACCUUUGCUCCAGUACUUGACAAACACAAAGAUGCACUCCUUUACUCCUCUUCCUCUUGUACAGUAUUCAUUGAUUCUCCAGCAGACUGACUGGCUGACUGACCGACAGACUGAUUGACUGGCUGGCUGA
This is a messenger RNA of Coregonus clupeaformis (lake whitefish), 3179 nucleotides long. RefSeq names its product zinc finger MIZ domain-containing protein 1-like. Gene Ontology annotation, biological process: protein sumoylation; regulation of transcription by RNA polymerase II. NCBI's taxonomy places the organism in Eukaryota, Metazoa, Chordata, Actinopteri, Salmoniformes, Salmonidae. The annotation marks the transcript as partial. The transcript has 19 exons. The record is from RefSeq and is a predicted model, not a curated record. Gene Ontology annotation, molecular function: SUMO ligase activity; zinc ion binding.